AUGGCGGAUGGCUAUUUGACUAUGAGAAUGAACGUGGCACUAGGAGUAAUGGUGGUCGUGGCCGUCGCUGGCCUGGCGCACGGUGACGGCUAUGUCACACAGGCUCCUAGCUACUUCACUACUCAGGUAUAUGGACCCGUAUCGUCCGGCGCGUUGAGAGGAUCAGGAAACCGCGCGGCGUCGCUGAGCUUCAACAGAGCAGGAACAGCUUCCGGUACUGCCUACAGCCAGGAUCAGGCUACAGCCGACCAGACGGCAGCGAAGAACCGCGCUUACGAGUACAACUACAAGCUUGGAGGAUACGGCAGCCUAGGUGGAUACGGCAACACUGGUGGAUCCAGCAGGCUUGGAGGAUACGGCAACACUGGUGGAUCCAGCAGGCUUGGAGGAUACGGCAAACAACUGUGGAUCGCAGCAGGCUUGGAGAAUACGGCAGGCUAG
Priapulus caudatus is the source of this 441-nucleotide messenger RNA. RefSeq lists its product as uncharacterized. Lineage: Eukaryota; Metazoa; Priapulida; Priapulimorpha; Priapulimorphida; Priapulidae. The transcript is spliced from 3 exons. Bases 1 to 441 code for a protein of 146 amino acids. The record is from RefSeq and is a predicted model, not a curated record.